Hyphopichia burtonii NRRL Y-1933 is the source of this 1764-nucleotide messenger RNA. It is a transcript of the gene SAP7, whose product is annotated as Sap7p. Gene Ontology annotation, molecular function: aspartic-type endopeptidase activity. Gene Ontology annotation, biological process: proteolysis. The coding region runs from base 203 to 1693 and encodes 496 amino acids. The record is from RefSeq and is a predicted model, not a curated record. The transcript has a single exon. Lineage: Eukaryota; Fungi; Ascomycota; Pichiomycetes; Serinales; Debaryomycetaceae.
AUGAACAAAAAAACAUGAGAAUUCUUACACGGUCAACCUGUAUGGGCCAAGAAUCCAACUAAAACAAUGAUAUAAUCGAUUUUUCAUCAUUAGAAGCAACAAGGUAUAUAAGUGAAAGGAUUGCUGUUGUAGGUGAUACAGUAGAGUAUUUUUUCGAAUCCAGUAUCGACACUCAUUCCACUCAUUUGAAAAACUUCCCACCAUGUACACUCGUUUUAUCUAUUCUUUGGUGUCGGCAUUAGCUAUUAAUUCUGCUCCAGCAUUUGGAUCCCCAGUUCCAAAUGAUAUUGUUUCUGAAGCAGCAUCUCAAGUUUCAUCGUCUUUCAACGGAUUACAGGGGUCAGGAUCAUCCUCUGGAUACGUUAGAUUAGAUUUCAAUGUUUUGAAAGGUCUUGAUUUCGGUUCAGCUUUAAAAGGUUUAACCGAUACUAUUAACUCAUUACUUCCAAGAGAUGAUGAAGGUGGUAAUAAAACUCAAACCGUCGGAUUAUCAAAUGAAAAAUCCUUUUAUGUUUCAAGUUUGAAAAUUGGUUCAAAUAAAGAUGAAGUUAAAGUCUUAGUUGAUACCGGAUCUUCAGAUUUAUGGGUUAUGUCAGCUAAGAAUCCUCACUGUAAUUCUAAUGGAGGUAAUAUUGAUUGUGAUAAAUAUGGUACUUAUAAUGAAACUGCAUCUUCGACUUUCCAAUCUAAUAGUUCUGAUUUUUCGAUUAACUAUAUGGAUAAUACUUAUGCCUCUGGUGUUUGGGGUCAAGAUGAUAUUACCUUGAAUGAUGAUUUCACUUUGAACGGUGCUAACUUUGCAGUUGCUGAUAACUCAGAUAGUGAUACUAGUGUUUUUGGUAUUUCUUAUAAGACUGCCGAAAGUAGUAAAGGUGAAUAUGACAAUUUACCAAUUCAAAUGAAACAACAAGGUUACAUUAAUAAAAUUGCUUACUCUUUAUACUUAACUGGUUCAGAAUCCGAAAAAGGUACUAUUUUAUUUGGUGGUAUUGAUCAUGCUAAAUAUGAAGGUGAAUUAUCAUCUAUUGACAUUUCUAAAUCAAAUGAUGAAUUAUUAUAUUUACAAAUUCCAUUAACCUCUGUUAGUGUUAACAUCACUUCAAACGAAACUGCUAACACUGGCUCAGACUCAAAUAGUCAAUCUCCUUCAAGCUCUUCAUCUUCCGGAUCUCCAAUCAGUGGAUUACUCAAUGGUGUUUCUUCGCUUGCUUCUUCUGUUACCAACCCAUCUAAAUCCUCUGAAUCAUCUUCAAAAGCUGAAUCCUCAAGCUCUCUUGAAGCAAUUGAUGUUGGUAAAGAUGCCAUUUUAGACUCUGGUACUACUUUAAGUUUCUUAAGUCAAAAAGUCGUUGAUAAGAUUAUCGACAACUUACAACCAGGUGCCAAAUAUGACAACUCUUAUGGUGGUUACAUUGUUAGCUGUACUUUAAGACAACCAGGUAACUCGAUCAAUUUCUUAUUCAAUAAUGAAAAAGAAAUUGCUGUUUCAACCAGUGAUGCCAUUAUCGAUGCUGGUACCGAUUCAAAAACCGGUAAGAAGGUUUGUAUGUUGGGUAUUGUUCCAAAUGAUCAAAUCAUCUUGGGUGACAACUUCUUGAGAAGUGCUUACACUGUUUUCAAUUUGGAUGAUGCUAAAAUUCAAAUUGCUCAAAUCAAACAUUCUGAUUCCGAAGAUAUUGAAGCUAUUCAAUAAUCUUUUUCGUUAGCUAAUACAACUAAUUGCUAUAUAAUUUAGUUAUACGCUAAUUACUUUUUGAUUCUUUC